CUGAACUACCUGGGGCCCCCCUUCAAUGAGCCCGACUUCAACCCCCCGCGCCUGGCGCGUGCCGAGCGGGUGCCCAGCGCCACGGUGGACCUGGACCUGUGGAGGGGGCUGACGGACAACGCCCGCCUGGCCGCCAACUACCGCGCCUACAGCCGCCUGCUGUGCUACCUGCGCGUGCUGGACGGGCAGGUGGGCACGGCCGAGCUGCGCCACCGCCUCGCCCACUUCUGCGCCAGCCUCCAGGGGCUGGUGCUCAGCAUCGGCGGCGUCAUGUCCUCCCUGGGGUACCCGCUGCCCGCCGGCCCCGCCGGGCCCCCCGCCGGGCCCCCCGGGGCCCCCCAGGCCUCCAAUGACUUCCUGAAGAAGAUGGACGACUUCUGGCUGCUCAAGGAGCUGCAGACCUGGCUCUGGCGCUCGGCCAAGGACUUCAACCGCCUCAAGAAGAAGGUGCCGCCCGCCGUGGUCACCCUGCGGCUGGAGGCCAGGGGGUUCUGA
Messenger RNA from Neopelma chrysocephalum (saffron-crested tyrant-manakin), 495 nucleotides. RefSeq names its product cardiotrophin like cytokine factor 1 (gene CLCF1). The record is from RefSeq and is a predicted model, not a curated record. Gene Ontology annotation, biological process: ciliary neurotrophic factor-mediated signaling pathway; negative regulation of neuron apoptotic process. Lineage: Eukaryota; Metazoa; Chordata; Aves; Passeriformes; Pipridae. The annotation marks the transcript as partial. The transcript has a single exon. Gene Ontology annotation, molecular function: ciliary neurotrophic factor receptor binding.